AUGUCCGAACACCCUACACCCGAAGAGACUCUGCCCGCUGCAGCAAUUGUUGCCCCAGCUCCAGUGAAUGAAACGGAAUCUAAAGUUGUAGAGAUGACAAAUAACCUUCCUAAAUCUGAAGAACAGCAUACUGCAGCUCCAGCAACUGAACAUGAGCCCACAACUGAAGAGGCCGCCACAGAAACUACAGUGAAGGAUGUAGAGAAACCACAAGACUCUCCGAAAAGACUUUUAAAGGAGUUCCAACAGAAAUUCGCAGGCGUCUUUCCAAAGAAGACCACAGAUGGCAAGAAGGAAGAGAAGAAAGCAGAGCCAACUGAAUACAAAGAAAAGAAAACCGAAGAAAAAGAGUCAAAAGAUCGUUCUGCAUCGAAGAAGCGGAACUCUCUAUUCAACGGUUUCGGUAUAGGUGCUAAGAAGGCUGAUAAGCCUGCCGAUGAUGUUCCUCCUACCCCAGACGCCACAACCGAAUCAGUUACGCAACCUAUACAGCACGUUGAACCGGUAGAAGAGCCUGCUGCUGCCCCCGCCGUGGAAGAGCCUGCACCCGUUGAAAUCCUAGAAAGACCAGUACCCACCAAGCGUUCGAGUAUAUUUGGAACUUUAAAAAAUCAAUUCGCGAAGAAGGAAAAGAUAACGUCCCCUCUUCCCACACCCAACAAAGAUACUGAAACGCCCACCACUGUCGCACCUGUAAUCCCAGCCGUAGGCUCCGCUGAACCGGUAGAAAAGGAGGUCCCUGCAGCAGACAGUGCUGUUGAACAGCCAGCUAGUUCCGAACUCAAGGCCGACAAGAGUUCCAAAGUCGAGAAGCGGAAAAGCUCCUUGUUAGGAUUCGGACCCAAAUCCAUGACAGAGAAAGCCGUAACAAGCGAUGAAGAGACUGAGAAGCCCCUUUCUCCGUUUGCCAGAUUCAGAGCCACUGUAAAAUCUAAAACAUCAAAAAACCUUGGCGACAAGAAGUCUGAAAAGUUGGACACGCCAGAAAAUAAGGUUGAAGAAAACGACGUUCAAGAAUCCGUAACCAUCAACCCGGAGCACGCGGUCUCUACGUCUAUAAAUCCCGUGGCAGCAUCUGCUUAG
Blumeria graminis f. sp. triticale is the source of this 1083-nucleotide messenger RNA. The record is from the annotation of a GenBank genome assembly. Lineage: Eukaryota; Fungi; Ascomycota; Leotiomycetes; Helotiales; Erysiphaceae.